Asparagus officinalis (garden asparagus) is the source of this 2566-nucleotide messenger RNA. Its product is annotated as conserved oligomeric Golgi complex subunit 2. Gene Ontology annotation, cellular component: COG complex; membrane. Gene Ontology annotation, biological process: intra-Golgi vesicle-mediated transport; protein transport; Golgi organization. NCBI's taxonomy places the organism in Eukaryota, Viridiplantae, Streptophyta, Magnoliopsida, Asparagales, Asparagaceae. The record is from RefSeq and is a predicted model, not a curated record.
ACAUGAACAAAAACACCUCCCAAAUUUCUCUCCAUCACCCCUCGCAGAUCUAGAUAAUCUCUCUCCCGAUCCCAAUCGAAGCUCCGUCAAUGGCGCCAGAUCUCGCUCCCCCGCGAACCCCAACAGAUCUCUUCGGCGAUCCGAUCGAGGACUCCGCCCCUCUCUGGUUCAAAGCCUCCUCUUUCCUAAGCCCCUCCUUCGACCCCGAAUCCUACAUCGACGAUCUCAAAUCCUUCGUCCCCCUCGAGUCCCUCGCCAAGGAGCUCAGAUCUCACCUCUCCUCCCUCAAAUCCGAGCUCGUCGAUCUCAUCAACCGCGACUACGCUGACUUCGUCAGCCUCAGCACCAGGCUCGUCGAUGUCGACUCCGCCGUCGCUCGCAUGCGCGCGCCGAUUGUUGAGUUCAGGGAGAAGGUCGCGACGUUUCGAGAGGCGGUGGAUUCGGCGCUUGGGAAUCUCAGGGAGGGGUUGAGGCAGCGGGCGGAGGCUGCGGCGGCUAGGGAGGUUCUUGAAUUGUUGCUUGAUACGUUUCAUGUCGUGUCCAAGGUUGAGAAGCUCAUAAAAGAGCUUCCUAGUACGCCAUCAGAUGGAUCGACCAUUGACAUAGUCCAUCUAGACAAGGGUGCUAUAAUCAAUGACACUUACUCACAAGAUAUGGGGAAUGGGACAACUCUUAGGGAAACCCAAAGUAUUCUAUUGGAGAGAAUUGCCAGUGAGAUGAAUCGGCUAAAAUUCAACAUAAAUCAUGCAAAGAACCUUCCCUUCAUUGAAAACAUGGAGAAGCGGAUCCAGAGUGCUACCCUUUUAUUGGAUGGUAGCUUAGGACAUUGUUUUGUGAAUGGCCUUGAACAUCGAGAUGCAACUGCUAUUUACAAUUGUUUACGUGCAUAUGCUGCCAUCGACAACACCUCAGCCGCUGAAGAAAUUUUUCGCACCACUAUCGUGACACCAUUGAUUCAGAAAAUUAUCCCCUAUGGCCAAAUCCAGGUGGUGGAUGGGACAUCUUCUGAUGAACUUGAGGAGGAUUAUACACAAAUUAAGCAAUGCAUCGAGAAAGAUUGCAAAUUUUUGCUGGAAAUAUCUUCAUCAGCCAAUUCAGGUUUACAUGUUUUUGAUUUUCUGGGCAACUCAAUACUUAAAGAAGUCCUUUUGGCCAUCCAAAAGGGAAAACCAGGAGCGUUUUCGCCUGGAAGACCUACAGAGUUUCUGAAAAACUACAAGUCAAGCUUGGAUUUUUUGGCUUUUCUUGAAGGUUAUUGCCCAUCCAGAGCUGCUGCAUCCAAGCUCCGAUCAGAGACUGUAUACAUAGAUUUCAUGCGACAAUGGAACAUUGGAGUUUAUUUUUCACUCAGAUUUCAGGAAAUUGCCGGUUCCCUGGAUUCUGCUCUUAUGGCUUCCACUAUUACUCGUGUUGAUAACAAGCAGGGGAAAUUCUCAAAAUUAACAUUAAAACAAAGCAUUGCACUUCUAGACAGCUUGCGAUCUUGCUGGAGUGAGGAUGUUCUUGUUAUUUCCUGCUCUGAUAAAUUCCUACGUUUAUCAUUGCAGCUCCUUUCAAGGUUCUCAACUUGGCUGUCUUCUGGUCUGGUUGCUCGCAAAGGGGACAGUGCACACUCAAGCACUACUCAUAACUCUGAAUGGGCUAGCACUGCGCGUAUAGAGGAUCUUAUAUAUGUAAUGCAUGAUGUACGAUCUCUGGUUAUGGAGAUUACAGGUGAUUACCUGGGAGAUGUGCUUCGAGUGCUCGAGUCUUGCUCUGCUCAAGUACUUGAUCUUGUAAAACAAAGUAUUUUGCAUGGUAAAAAGUCUUUGGAGGAGUGUGUACCCAUGAUAAUGGAUACAAUAAUCGAUGCCAUAGUGAAGAUGUCUGUUGAGGACUUGAGACAGCUUAAAGGGAUCACAGCAACAUACAGGAUGACUAAUAAACUUCCUGUUAGGCAUUCACCUUAUGUGUCAGGGAUUCUGCGACCACUGAAGAAUUUUCUUGAUGGAGAACACAUUGAUCUUGUGACGAAAGAAACUGUCAAUCAACUGCUGUUUGGUGCUGCUGAACGGAUUACCAGCCGUUAUUAUGAGCUAGCAGCAGAUGUUGUGAAUGUGGCAAGGAAAACAGAAUCUUCCCUGCUCAGAUUACGGCAAGGUGCACAAAGGCGGGUGGGAGGAAGCUCAGAUACUGCAGACAGCAAUAUAUCUGACACUGAUAAGAUAUGUAGGCAGUUAUUCCUUGACAUUCAGGAGUAUGGACGCAAUCUUGCUGCACUCGGGAUUAACGCGGGGGAAAUUCCAGCAUAUAGUUCAUUUUGGCAGCUAGUGGCUCCUGAAGACCAGCAAGCACAUAUUGCCUUCUAAUUUGAUCUCACGUAAACCAUUUUAAAGCCGGGGUUAUUGUUUAUCAAUUGAUUUUGUUCUCCUUUCUCAUUUUCUUUAUAUAAUAGUUCUGUGGUAGCGCAUAUAGAGAUCUUGCUUAACUAUAUAUAGUUGCUUAUUUCGUUGUAGCCUUUUGAGUUGCGAUGUAGAAAAGAACUUGCUUUGAGGUCACCUAUAAAGUCUGAAGAAAGAACGAUGAA